AUGAAUAAGGAAAUGUUACAGGAUGAAAGUGAUCAAAGUGAUAUGUAUAUAGAAUCCUAAUUUGAUGAGCAUAAAAAACACUUUCAACCAGAUUGCUUUGCCAUGGAGGAUAAAGUACAAUUUUCCAAUUUAAACAUGAAUGAACCUCUGGACAUGAAAUCAGCUUCUGAAACUGUAUUUGUUGUAAUCAACUGUAGAUUCAAGAGUUCAUUUACACAGAAGAGAAAUUAGAAGCACAGGGAAAGGGUUUGGUUAGUACUUGGUUGGAUUAGAAUAAAUUUGUCAAUAUUAAGCUUCUUGAUUUAUCUAGAUGCAAGCUCUAUUAAAUUCCAGAAGAUGUGAAGUAAAAUGAAUCAUAAAAGUAGAUAAAUGAUCAAUUUAUAAAAGAUGUAUUUGAGUCAGAAUAUGUUGGUAAACUUACCACAAUUUUUGGAAUCCUUGAAUUUUUUAGAAGUCUUGGAUUUGUCUUACAACUUAAUCUAGAAUUGUCAAGUUCAUAUCAAACGCUUAAGACAGCUCAAUCUUGCUUGUAAUUGUAUUAAGCAACCUUAUUUUGGGGAAUUGGAUGUUCUCUGUAUUCAGAUGAAUCCAAUUACUCAUCUACCGAAAUCAUUUCAUAGAGCAUUGGCAAAUAUGAAUCUAUUAGAAUUUGAUUGGUUUAAAUAUUGCAAGCCUCCAUUGCCAUUCAAACUCAAUUUCAAGAAAUAUCCAUUGGUUUAAGAGAAACUAAUUAAAGCACUCUCAAAACAAACUUUGAGUUUCUAGGAAUUCAUCUAGUUAUUGAGUCAAAAUGAAUAGAACUUUAGUAGUACUGAUUACAAGGAGAGGAACCUGUUUUGUCAAGCAGGGAUGAAUGAUGAAAUUGGAGUGAUGUAUUGUUUAAAUUCCAUCAUUCCUCAGGAUAUCAACAAAACUGAUUUUGAUAAUAAUACACCCUUGUCAGUUUGUUAUAUGGAAGGCAAAAUGAGGUUAGUUUUCAUAAUAAUAAAGAUCAGUGAGCUUAUUAAAGACUUUAGGUGGUAGAUUUUCUUUGAAUACCAUUCAUUGUAUGAGUCAAAGAGCUGACGUGCAGAAUUUAAAGUUCCUUUUGGAAAUAAAGGAAAAUUUUAACAUGCAAUUAAGGACUACUAACAUUUAACAUCCGAUUAAUGAUGAAUCCUUAGUGAUGAUGAGGAAUAUCGAUGGUAAUACUCCAUUGCAUCAAUUAAUGAUGAAUUUUGAUAAAUAUGAAUAGAGUCAAGAGUUUGCUGAGAUAUUAUUAUUAUAUGGAGCAGAUCCAAACGUUGAAAAUUGUGAGGGCUACACUCCUCUUGAUAUGGCAAUCAGGAAAUAAUAAAUAAAGGGUCUUAAAUUUGGAAAUGACUUCAAUAUGUCUCGACAUGUUGAUUUUGCUAAUAAUAGAUUCUUUGAUUUUUCCCAUUAAUCAUCAAUCACAGGUUAGGGUCUAUGUCACAUUGCUGUUUUGGUAGGAAAUGUUGAAAUCUUGGAGUUCCUAAUUUCAAUCAAUUCAGACUUUUUCCCCAUCAGUAAAUCUAACAAAUUACCUAGAAAUUUGGCUACUCAAAGUUUAGUGGCUUUAAAGAAUAUUCGAAAACUAGAAAGAAGGUACAUUUUAAAUAAUGUGAUCAAAGAGAAAUCUCUAUUGGAAUAAUAAGAAAAGUAAAUUAACUCAUUUAAUUAGAAAUGUAUAUUAGAUGAGACAUUAAAUAGAGAAGAAUAUUGUUUAAAGACAUCAUAAUAUGAUCUAGAAGUAUGCAGACUAAGAAGAAAUCGAAGAUGACCAAUCAAUCGAAAGUUACAAUGAUUUUAGUCUCCAAGUAGGAAGCGAAUGCACUGUCAGAGAUACUGUUGCAGAGUCCGCUCCCAUAUUUAAAAAAUAACUUAAUCAGCAAAAGGAUUCAAGUACUUCUGUGUAGUAGAAUGUUUAACAGUUGUCAUCGCUUGAAUUUUCUGACCAUUAUCCUGACAUUUUGAAAUUAUUGAGAAGUGGCAAUAUUGAUACAGCAAUCAAGAAAAUAGAGAAUGUCUUGCAGUAUGAGUAGAUUAGUGUGGCUGAGAGACUCAAAUAUAAAAAUCAAUUGUCCUUAUUAAAGUUAAAAUUCAAAUAAAAAAACGUUGAAUUAAAAUCGAAAGUUGGCUAGGAUGUAUAAUUAAUCUUAAAUGAAUACCAAUUUAAAUCGUUAAAAACAGACCUUAGAAGUAAAUCAUCAAAGUAUCAUAGAUAAAUAUUUCAAAAAUGUUCAAACCAUUUUAAAUGCAUAAAUAGAAAUGGAAAUUUCUAAAGCUUUAAAUAUAGUGUCCAGAUAAAAAAUUAUAUGUUCAUCCUAUAAUUUAAAUAGGGAUCUAUAGGUUUCUGAUCUCUCUCUAAUAAAUGAUCUCAGAACCAGAUUGAGUGUAAACCUAGUCUAUGACAUAAAUAACUAUGCAUCUCACUUAUUUUCUUCAUAAAAUUAACUAUAUCAAUGGCUCUAUAGUUGCUUUUCAAAAAAAGAAAAAAUAUUGUUCUAAACAAGUUUUUUUAAUCUACAAAACUACGAAUAUCUUUAAAUGAUGAAAUUUAAGAAGAAAAGAGUACUUGUCGCAAAAAAAGAUGAUCUCAGUAUUGAGAAGGAUAUGGGUGAAUUCAAUAAAGUUCCAAUCAACUAAAUAAUUAGUAAUCAUAGCUUGUUUUGUAACAGUAAAAGAAAUUGA
Molecule: messenger RNA, 2691 nt
Organism: Paramecium octaurelia
Lineage: Eukaryota; Ciliophora; Oligohymenophorea; Peniculida; Parameciidae
Source: the annotation of a GenBank genome assembly